AUCGAGGAAAAUUUUAAACAAGAUCCAUUAUGUAAAUCACUUCCAAAAGCUGAGACUAAAUCUAACACUGCUUCAAUUAAAUAUAAUUUACAUAAAAAAGAAUAUGAUGUAUAUAACGAAAAUGAAUAUAGUUACGGAGAUUAUCCAAAACUACCAUUUAAAGGAGUAGAGUUACGAGAUCCACAUUAUCCUUAUGAUAAUCCUGAACAUAAAAGAAAUUUUAAUGAACCGGUCCAUGCUGAAAUAGAUAUGCUUGGUGAAAAUCGAUAUAGUGCAGGUGUUUACAAACAAUUAUCAUCUAAGUUUGCAGUUACUAUUUUGAUACUAUUAUUGGGAAGUCUUUACGGAUCAUCUUACAUAUUUAAAGAUUUUUUUGAUUUUCAACCAGUGUUAGGAAAACAAUAUCCAUGUAAAGAAAAGAUAUAUUAUACUUUUGAAAAAGUAAAUUAAGUAAUUAAAAAUUUAUAUUAAAAUAAGC
Ceratosolen solmsi marchali is the source of this 478-nucleotide messenger RNA. RefSeq names its product NADH:ubiquinone oxidoreductase subunit ASHI (gene ND-ASHI). The transcript has 4 exons. The record is from RefSeq and is a predicted model, not a curated record. NCBI's taxonomy places the organism in Eukaryota, Metazoa, Arthropoda, Insecta, Hymenoptera, Agaonidae. The annotation marks the transcript as partial. Gene Ontology annotation, cellular component: mitochondrion; respiratory chain complex I.